AUGAACUCGGAACAUGAGAUGGAUAUAUUACAAAAAAAAAUAUCUUCACCCAGCUCCACAAACACCCUACUCCCCGUUCGUUUAGGCCACAGUGCUCUCUUCUACAAUCAACACAUUUACUUCUUUGGUGGUCUUCAAAAAACAGUCUCUUCCAUUCGUCCUCUCGAAUUUGUCGAUGAUUUGGUUCAAGUCCAUUCUCUCACUCAUGAAAUUACAAAUCUCACCUCCUCUCGUCAUCCGAAUGAGGGUCCAUGUGCUCGAAAUUUUCACACCACGGUACUGAAUACGUCUUCAAAUGAAAUGAUUCUUUUCGGAGGAAAAUCGAAUGGAUUUCUCAAUGAUGUUUGGAGUUUUAAUUUCGCAACUGGCAGUUGGAGAAGAUUGGAUUGUGAAAAUUCUCAAUUGAUCACUCCAAGAUAUGGACAUUCGAGUGUGAUUUAUGGAGAUUCCAUGUUUGUAUUUGGCGGAUAUGAUAAUAAUGCAUUUACAAGCAAGGAAUUGUUUGAGUUGAAUUUGAAGACUUUUGAAUGGAAGAGCGUUGGAUUGAAGUUGUCAAAUGCCAAAGAAGGUGUUGAGCAAGAAGUGAGUGGUCGAUUCUAUCAUGCUUCAGCUCUUGAUGAAGAGAAUGGAGAUUGGUAUUUGAUUGGUGGAAAAUCCUCCAAUGGUCUCACCAAAGAUUUCAUUAAAAUCAAAUUAUCCACCCUGUCAACCGUACCUGUCACAUCAUCAGACAAUGAUAACAAGGAUUCCAAAUCCGUAGAAUUUGAAUUUAUUGAAAGUUCUGACGAGAAUGUUUUAAGAUAUGGUCAUUCAUGCAUUCUUGAAAAGAUUGGAAAUCAAAAAAAGAUUUACAUGAUGGGUGGUUGCAAUCAACAAGUUGACUUUUUUGAUUGUUAUUGUUUAGAAUUGAAUGAUGCUUCUCAUCCGUCAUUAUGGAAGAAGGUGAAUGCCAAUGAACAUGUUCUUGCUCAACUGUUUAAAGAACCUUCCAAGUCUACGAGUAAUGAAAGUACUCAAUUUGAAGCCUUUCCAGUUUUUCACACCAUCACUCGUUAUGUGAAUGUCAAUGAUCAAAGUAUUUCCUAUUUUGUCUUUGGAGGAACUUUACAAAAAACUCAAGUGGAAACUACUUCCACAAAACAGAACGCUGUUGAGAUUGUGAGCACAACAAACAAUGCCAAGAAACAAGUUGAAGAAAUGGAACUUCAUUACAAGGAAUUUGAAGACAUGCUCAAUGAUGACAUUUUCAGAAAAAUUCUUUCCUAUUUGCAAUGUGUUGAUUUGAUGAGAUUACAAUUGGUGAGCAAAAGAUUGAGAAUUUGUCAACUCACGACAGAGGAUCAAUAUUGGAAAGAUUAUUACAUGAAAAAGAUUUCUGAUUUGAGACAAGCGACAGCUAUUUAUUAUUACGACACGAGUGCCAGACAAAUGCUUUGGAGAAAUGAUUCACAAUAUGAUCAUUUACCAAAUCGAAGUGAGAAUUUUAAACAAGGAUUGAUCGAAGUGUUUAAAACAUUCAUAACCAAAGCUGAGAAGAGCUCGAAACAAUUGACAAGUGACCUCGAGAGACUUUCUUUUGUAGCACCCAAAAGAAGAUUUUUCACACCAGAUGAAAUCUUGGCCUAUCCUAACGAGGAUAUCAAUUUUGGUUCUCCAAAAGAUUUUAAAUGUGUAACUAUUGGAGAUGGAGCCACAGGAAAGACGAGCAUGUUAAUUACUUACACCACCAAAACGUUUCCUGUAGACUAUGUUCCAACUGUCUUUGAUAAUUAUUCUCACCCAAGUACUUUUAUGCCUAAUAUGAAUUUGGGUUUAUGGGAUACUGCUGGACCAGAGGAUUAUGAUCGAUUGAGACCUCUAAGUUAUCCAUGUACAGACCUCUUCCUUCUCUGCUUUAGCAUUGUAUCCAAGGCCUCUCUUCUCAACAUUUCCACAAAAUGGAUUCCUGAAGUUAGUCAUUAUUGUCCAGAUUGUCCAGUUCUACUUAUUGGUACUAAAAAAGAUUUAAGAACAGAUCCUGUUCAUACAAAAUCCAUGUUAAUGAAAUAUAGUGAAAAACCCGUGACAAAAGAACAAGGAGAAUUGAUGGCUCGUAAAAUGGGAUGUAUUUCAUAUAUUGAAACAAGUUCAAAAUUGGGAGAAGGUUUUGAGAGAUUUGAUGAAUUGAUUAUUAAGGCAGUUAGUGUGGGUAAGGAUGGUAAUUAUCAACCUUUCUCCAACCACUCGAAGAAGAAGUGUUAUUUACAAUAA
This is a messenger RNA of Naegleria lovaniensis, 2250 nucleotides long. RefSeq lists its product as uncharacterized. The transcript has 3 exons. Bases 1 to 2250 code for a protein of 749 amino acids. Gene Ontology annotation, biological process: small GTPase-mediated signal transduction. The record is from RefSeq and is a predicted model, not a curated record. Gene Ontology annotation, molecular function: protein binding; GTPase activity; GTP binding. Lineage: Eukaryota; Heterolobosea; Eutetramitea; Acrasida; Naegleriidae.